This is a messenger RNA of Adelges cooleyi (spruce gall adelgid), 3291 nucleotides long. RefSeq names its product endoglucanase E-4-like. The record is from RefSeq and is a predicted model, not a curated record. The transcript is spliced from 9 exons. Bases 443 to 1888 code for a protein of 481 amino acids. NCBI's taxonomy places the organism in Eukaryota, Metazoa, Arthropoda, Insecta, Hemiptera, Adelgidae. Gene Ontology annotation, molecular function: hydrolase activity, hydrolyzing O-glycosyl compounds. Gene Ontology annotation, biological process: carbohydrate metabolic process.
GUUCGUUUGACAGUUGGACCGCCACCGACACCGACUAAACACUUCCACUAACUCCGUCGCCGAUAAUAUAUAAUCACAUUUAAUAAUAAUACAAAAUAAUAAUAUUAUCUCCAUUCCGUCGGCAACCGGUGCCGGAGUAUCGUCAGCCAUCCGUCCGUGAUCGGUUUAAUAUAUAUAAUAUUAUAUUAUUAUCUUGUCCGCAGUGUUGUUAUUGUUGUUGGUACUUAAACCGCCGUUAUUUUCCGAGAGAAGCGGUCUCUCUUAGCUGUUGUUAUGGACGAGACGGCGCCGAGAAUGAUAGCAACGAAAGCUGAUGUUUCAGUGUUGUCUGCGACUUUCGUAUAGACUCAACAGAAAAAAAAACAACCGUCGACUUUGAACUUUAAUCUACCUAAAGUCACGUCUAGUGGUGCACAUAGCUAUAUAGAUUUGUUUCGCCAUCAUGAAGUACAACGUCGAUGCGGCCGGCCAGAUGAAAAACGCAAUUUUGACAAUGGUGUUUUUUGCCUGUUCCGCUGUACUGUGUUAUGAUUACGACGAGGUGUUGCGGUUGUCGCUCAUGUUUUACGAGGCCCAGAGGUCGGGUCACUUGCCGGCCGACAACCGCAUAGCAUGGCGUGACGAUUCAGCCACCUCAGACCGCGGGCAGGACGGCGAAGACCUGUCGGGCGGGUACUACGACGCCGGAGACUAUGUCAAGUUCGGAUUUACAAUGGCGGGUACGACGACGAUUUUGGCGUGGGGUUGUUUAUCGUACAAAGACGCAUACGAAGAAGCAAAUGAAUGGGAACACAUGUUAAGUGCCCUCCGAUGGGCGGCCGAAUACUUCAUUAAAUGCCAUGUCAGCGAAUACGAAUUUUACGGACAAGUGGGUGACUUCACUUUGGACCACAAGUUCUGGGGCCGACCCGAAGACAUGAACAUGUCCAGGCCGGCUUACAAAAUCGACAAAGCCCAUCCGGGAUCCGAUUUAGCCGGCGAAACGUCUGCAGCAUUGUCAGCCGUGUCCAUGGUAUUCGCCGACGUCGACGCAAACUUCUCGGCCGAAUGUCUUACACACGCUAAGCAGUUGUACAAGUUCGGCACUCAGCACAGGGGAUUGUACCACGACGCUAUCAAGGGGGCGUCGCAGUACUACGAAUCGACGGAUUACGGGGACGAGUUGACAUGGGCGGCUGCGUGGCUAUUCAAGGCCACCAAGGAACCGCAAUACUUGGAAGACGCCGAAUACCUAUACGUCAAGUACAGGCUAAAAGGCCGUCCCAACGAAUUUUUCUUCAAUAAAAAAUCCGCUGGCGCCCAAUUGCUGCUAGCCGAGCUGACUAAUCAACAAGAGUACAUCGAGUCGGUUCAAAACUUCUGUGACUUCAACGUGUACACCCAGAAGAAAACGCCGAAAGGGUUAUUGUACAUUGAUAAAUCCGGAACGUUGUGUCACGCUUCGAACAUAGUUUUCUUAUGCCUACAAGCAGCUGACAACGGUGUGGGACCCGCACGUUACAAAGAAUUCGCUAAAGAACAAAUCCAUUACAUGCUAGGAGACGGAGGUCGAAGCUACGUUGUAGGUUUUGGCGAAAAUUAUCCCACGCAGCCUUACCACGCAGCCAGUUCGUGUCCAGACAGACCGGCGCCUUGUGACUGGGACGCGUACCGCAGUGCCAAACCCAAUCCGCAAAUCCUUUACGGUGCCCUGGUCAGUGGCCCGGACGAGAACGACAACUACAAGGACAUACGCGAAGAGUACAUCUACAACGAGGUGACUUUGGACUACAAUGCCGGGUUUCAAUCUGCCGUUGCCGGACUUAGGCACCAGGAGCUGGUGGAUCAGAACCGACGGUUGACGGCAGCUAACCAGGCGGGUUGGGAUGCUGUGCACGGGCGCGCCUGACCGGUCGUAUCGACUCGCAGCAACAGCCGGCACGCCACGUCGCCGUCCAAGCCCGUACAAACGAUUCUUAUAUUAUGUGUGUUGUGUAUUAUUUUCUAUGUAUUAUGUUUGUCGUCGGUCAACGGGCGAAUGCCGCGGCACGGCAGUUGUGCUAAGUAAGUUUAAACGGUUAGUACAUACCUAUACGUAUACACCUAGCUCUUAUACCUCAACAAAGAAAACCGACCGUGCCGGUCAAGUAAGAUAAGUUCCAGUUGUAUCCCUAACCUCAUACUCAAGAAAUCCAAACUUAAUAGUAGAACGUUACAUAGUUACAUGUUACUGACCUCUGACGAUAAUACAAAUAAUAAUUUAUAUUAGUAUUAGAUCUGCAUAUUAUUACAUAUUACACAUUACUUAUUGCACGUACAAUACACCUAUUAUUAUAGCUGAUAUACUUCUAUAUUGCCGGUCUAUAAUGUCUGUAAAUACAUUAAUAUACGAAUAUUGUUAAAGAUAUAUUUUAUUGGUCAAGAAACGACGGUUUCAAUUAUUUACUUAAACUCAUUAAAAUUGAUACCAAGCCCAAUAACCAUAGAUAUUUAUAUUGUUCUACAUGUCUCAAUUAUGUGAGCAUAGCCUUGAAUGAAUGUGGCAACUUUCAUAGGAUUGGCUUAUUUUUUUAACUCAAAGUUCAAAAAAUAUUUUCCUAUUCCAUAUCUAAAAUUUGCUUUAGCACUCUUCGCAUAGUUUAUUUUUCCUUUUUAACUAUAAAUAUGUCAAAUUCGUAAAAUAAACUAGCAAAUCCAUCAAUAAUGUAUGUUGAAAUAGUUAGUCCUUUUUUCUUAUAAUUAAGACGCUAAUAAAAUAAAAAAUAUGAACAGACAAUUACAAACAGAUUUAAUUAAAUUAACAGACAUGUGUCCAAAAAAAUUAUGUUAUGUUAUCAUGUAACGGAGAUUAUUAUUAUCCGCUCUAUUGAAGAUUAACAUCACAUAUUAUUAUGUUAUAGUAUUUUUUAAAGUACCUACUCUAUUUGUAAUUAAAUACAAUUUAAUCUGUCUGCUCUUCAAAACGACUUAAAGACCAAACACUGGAUGGCCCAAGCGUGUGACUAGUGCAGUACCUCUUUCUGACUAAAUGACUAUUAACGAUUGUAUACAAUUUUAAAAUCAAAAUUAUGAUUGUGACGCGAUCAAUAGAUUUAUGAAAACCACACCGCAACUCAAACCUAUCCCUAAAACUCUUAAGAUUAAUACUAUUACUAUUCCUAGAAUCGAUAAAUAUAUUUUUAAAAAUAUUAUUUAUUUAAACUCUAAAUACACGUCUUGUAACUUUACAAUUAUUGUAUUGUAACCUAACGGCUUAUUCUGCCAAGGGAUUUUUUUCAAUAGAACAAAUAUUCAGUUAGUUUUUUCAUAUUA